GGUUUCCUGAGAUGAAAGAUUACUUCCGUCCGAGCUCCGGCCUCUCUCUGGAGCUGGCUCGUUGGGGGUUGGGGAGCGGGCUACGCGAGGCUCGAGGACCGCGCCUUGCCACCUGCAGCGCCCGGGGCCCACCGGACGCUCUCGGCCCGGUACGGGGCUCACGCGGGGCAUCUUUGCAGGUGGGAGUUGAGAGCACUUCCAAGAGCCCAAGCCAUGGUGGCCAAACAGCGGAUCCGGAUGGCUAAUGAGAAGCACAGCAAAAACAUCACCCAGAGGGGGAACGUAGCCAAAACCCUGAGACCGCAAGAAGAAAAAUACCCUGUGGGACCAUGGCUGUUGGCACUGUUUGUUUUUGUUGUCUGUGGCUCAGCUAUCUUUCAGAUCAUUCAGAGCAUAAGGAUGGGCAUGUGAGAAGGCCCGGAUUUGACACUGCCCCUCCUGCUGGAGGGUGGAGGACCACUUAAGCUCUUAGCCGGGUAUCUGUGGGAAGCAAACAGGCCACACAGAGUAGAAAAAACAAAAGGCUCCUGCAAUUGUUCCCUGAUCACUUCAUCGUGGAUGUCAGACCAAAUUGCCUUUUCACAGGACAUCUUGGUACAUCCGUGUUCUGGAGCGGAAAAGACAUUUUGCUUUUCUGUUGGCAGGAUGGUAGCUCCCCAGUGUCUGCAAAGUGCUCUACUUGGUUUUUCCUUUGGUUUCAGGAAUGUACGCAUGUGGCCCUCUGAAUGAUCACCACUUUGCAAUCUGUGGAUACAAUCUCUCCUCCACUGGGAACUGGUUUUACAAAUAAAUGUGUUUGUUCAACCUUA
Molecule: messenger RNA, 809 nt
Organism: Phyllostomus discolor (pale spear-nosed bat)
Lineage: Eukaryota; Metazoa; Chordata; Mammalia; Chiroptera; Phyllostomidae
Gene: SERP2
Product: stress associated endoplasmic reticulum protein family member 2
Exons: 3
Coding region: 214-411 (65 amino acids)
Biological process (GO): endoplasmic reticulum unfolded protein response
Cellular component (GO): endoplasmic reticulum
Source: RefSeq, a predicted model, not a curated record